This is a messenger RNA of Phytophthora sojae, 3384 nucleotides long. RefSeq lists its product as hypothetical. The record is from RefSeq and is a predicted model, not a curated record. Gene Ontology annotation, cellular component: endosome. Lineage: Eukaryota; Oomycota; Peronosporomycetes; Peronosporales; Peronosporaceae. The transcript is spliced from 5 exons. The coding region runs from base 1 to 3384 and encodes 1127 amino acids. Gene Ontology annotation, biological process: endocytic recycling.
AUGACGACGGCGCCGGCGGAGCGCGAGCCUCCGGUGCCGACUCCGGCGGCCAAGUGGCGCGUGGGGGAGCGCCAGACGCCUCGCUCGCGACACGACCUGGCUCCGCGCGCGCUGGCGGCGAAGGAGACGCACCCGCUGGCUCUGGCGACGGCUUUGUCCGCUCCCUCGGUCGAUGCGGCAGUUGCAGUGGAUCCGCCGCCAAGUUCUGCGUCUUCAGCGCAUGGAGACUCGUUAACCAAGCGAAGCAGCAGCGGUGGAGCGUCGCCGGAGCUCGUGGUGCUGCAGGACGGAGACGUGGACCCGCUGGGUGUCCUCGGAGCGCCAGCAGACGCAAAAGUGGCGCAGACGGAGGUCGUACGCUCGAAAGCCGCGUCGGUUGAUGCUGCAAUUGUUGCAAACAAUGGGGAGGCAAGAGGAGAAGCCGCGCCCCGUACAGUGAAGCACAAGUGGAAGGAGCACACGGACCGCCUGCUGGCCAAGUACGCGGACCACACGUUCAAGAUCAAGGCGAGCAUGCUGGAGGUGAACGACCUGGAGAACGAGAUCUCGUUCGCUCCGAAGAGCGACUACCAGAAGGCGGACGACCCGGCAGAGGCGUCCGUGAUCAAGAAGACGCGCGCGAGAUUGGAGCAGCUGGAGCGUGGGUCGGAGAACAAUGGACCGAAUUUCGAGCAGGACGAGAAGACUAUCGAGAUCUCGCAGAGCCAGUACGUGGCCAAGGUGAAGGAGAUGCAGAAGCGGCUCAUUGCAAGCUGGGAGCAGAACCACAAGGUGGAAGCGCUGCGAAUUGCUAUCAAGUGUGUGAAGCUGCUCGCAGAUACGGACACUGCACCGCAGCUCUAUCCGUGCGUGUUUGUGUUGGUGAGUGAAGUGCUGGACGCCUUUGGCAAGCUCGUGUUCGGUCGCAUCCACGCACGCGCCUCCGAGGAUGAAAACGGUCAGCCUCUACCGGAGCCACUGGGCGAACAUUUCAUGAGCUCAGACAUCAACGUCCAAGCCACCGAGACGUGCCGCAAUUGGUUCUACAAGACGGCUUGCAUCCGAGAGCUGCUCCCACGAAUGGGUGUCGGAGAGCCGAUGGUUGCCUUGUACGCGCGUCUGUAUCUGGCACUCACCAGCUCCGAGUUGUUGGGAACUACCUCACCAUCCGAGCAAACCGUCGUCGUAAGCAGCAGCUUGUUCGACUACUUUUACGCUUUCAACUGGUUCCGCCGAAACAAGCUAGAGCAUUGGCUGCUGACGCACAAAAUGGAGCACGACGAGUAUCUGGCGCUACACUCGCCUGCCGUGGAAUGGCUCGUUAAAUGCGCAGCUCCGGGGGCCACUCAGGACAGCUUCGACUCGUUAUUGGCGCACUAUCAAGAGUAUUCGGACAGCUCCAUGGUGUUGAAGCACCUCUGCGAGUGUUUUGGCGCCCAGUUUUACGCCUCAACGCCGACCGAGAUGCUGGAUCUCAUUCGCACAUCCUCUCCGUCGUUGGUCUCGAAGUGCCAUCUUUACAGUCUCGUUGCGGUGCAGCUGAGCAAUGUGCUUGUCAUUGCGGAUAAUGAACGAGGUGGGAAACUGCAGUUUCUGAACGAUUCCUGGUCGUCCAUCACUUCCCAAGAGAACAUAACGCAGUACAUGGAGUGUGCUGCCGCCUACAUGAAGCUUAUAGUGGCUCAUUUCUCGCACCGAGAGGCUCUUAUUCUGCUUAAGGAUGUCGUGCGCCACCUGAACGCCGCGACACCAGAAGAACUCACGGCAAAAACGUACAACUUGCUCGGUGCUCUCAUUGAGAAUGUUGUCUUCGGUGCCAAGCAGCACUACGAGUUUUUCUCGAAGCUUAUCCCUUCUACGCCGUUCCUCGCGCUAAUGGGCAUGUUCAAGCGGGAGUCGAGUGUGGACGUGGCAAAGAAAGUCUUGCGAGCCUUCGUGGGCGGAAGCAUGAAGAAGUCCUCGAAUCGUACCGCGUCCGAGCGUGCGGAGGCGAAUCGCGAUAUCUCGGCAUUCAUCGCGCGGCUUGGAUACGUCAACGAGACUGCUAACGCAAGUGAAAGAGCCCAAGACGAGGAGCAGGAGGCGCUGCUGAUGCUGUACACCGAUUGCCGUCGCUCAUUUUACAAGCUGGAGCCGGUCAAGGAAUUGCUGUCCACGAUGGUUCUCCGGUUGGCAAUGCACGUCCACAAGCGUACUGGUGGUACUGGUGGUGGGGUUGCGUCUGUCGUCGGCGGAAAGAAGCGUACACAGGCACGGCGAAACUUCAUUCAGUCUUGUCUGGCGUUCGCGCACAUCACGAUCCCGUCAAUUGAGGCGCCUCUCGAAAAGCUUCAGCUCUUGGUGUCAGCAGCGAAUGUCGCCCUAGUGACGAGCUGCAUCCCGCAGAUGGACGCGCUGGUAAAAGCUGCGAUCGUGUUGCUCGCAGAGCUUGAGCCAAGUGCUAUCGAAUCUGUCCGCCGCUUCGACGAGGGCUCAGAUGCCAUCGCAUCGCUUACCCCGAUGCGCGGUGUGGCACUUGGACUGUUCGGGGCAGUGAGUAUCAACAACACCAACACUGUCAUCGACCAUAUCGUGCAAGCGAUCGCCCAGUUGAUGAGCGUGUUGGUGUACGCUCCGUCGCUAAACGACGAAGACCCGUUCUACUUCGUGUCUGCUUUGCGCAAGGCUGUGCUGGAGCGGUUGGCGUGGGUGACACCGAGUUCGUCGUCCGUAGCGCACCGUCUUGAAGCUGGAGUUGCUCGACUGCGCGUGCUACUCAUGCUCGUCCAACUGUUUGGUCUAUGGGGACAACGGGCUCUCCCUGGUCGACUGGUCGGAGUGGACUCGAACGACGUACUCUACGGUGGGGACGACACGUUCUACAACGAGGUGCAGGCUCGCUUCAGCUCGACUGUCGAAGAGGUGGCGCGUGAAAUUGAAGCCCUGGGUGCGGAAGUCGAGGGCAACAAUGCUGAGAGUGGUGCUGUCGUUGAACGGAUAGAGGCAGCGCAGGUCGAGCUGAUGUUGGACUUUGUCAACCUGGUCGUUCCCGUGCUCGAGUAUGAUGAAUCUCGCCCGGAAGGUGUCCUCGCCGAAGCGGACUCCGCCAAGGCGGAGGAAGCUGGCACUGGUAGAAGUGGGAGCCGCCGCCGUAAGAAGCCUCGAUCAGGAGCGGCACUUGUCCGCAAGUGCAUGGCGUACAGCCACGAGAAAGCGCAGUCGCUGAAGCAGGCCAAGCCGAGAGAGACGUCCACAAGCCAGCUGCAGAUAACUACGUGGGUUUGCCGGUAUUUUGACAGCACGCGCGCGUACGUCGCCGAGUUCAUGAGCGGGAUGCCCAAGCGCGCAGCAGGAGUUCGGCUGGACGCGAGCAGCCAGCAGGCCGUGCAGGCUUUGGCCGACGCUCUCAACAGCCUGGCACUGUAG